Messenger RNA from Phialemonium atrogriseum, 8202 nucleotides. RefSeq names its product beta-ketoacyl synthase domain-containing protein. Bases 265 to 7962 code for a protein of 2565 amino acids. The record is from RefSeq and is a predicted model, not a curated record. Gene Ontology annotation, molecular function: phosphopantetheine binding; 3-oxoacyl-[acyl-carrier-protein] synthase activity; fatty acid synthase activity. Gene Ontology annotation, biological process: fatty acid biosynthetic process; secondary metabolite biosynthetic process. The transcript is spliced from 4 exons. Lineage: Eukaryota; Fungi; Ascomycota; Sordariomycetes; Cephalothecales; Cephalothecaceae.
CGGAAAAGGCCAUCCAUCCCAUUCACCAACAAAACAAGGCGGUCAGGCUCGCCUCUUAAAACACACCCGAGUCUUUCUUCUUGCCUUUUUUCUGCUUGUCACAGUCUCUGCAUCAUCAUAAUCAUCAUCUUGGUAGACUUUGGAGAUACUUCCAUCCCAUCACUCUUUGCCUCUCUUUUCCCACCAAUAAGUGUGUUGUUACUUCUUCAAAUACCACAGCCCCUCUCACAUGUAUCACUGGCGUCUUAUGAAGACGAUGUGACCAUGUCCUACAAACAACCAACCGCAGAGCCGAUUGCCAUCGUUGGUAGCAGCUGUCGCUUCACAGGAAGCGUAUCCUCUCCCUCGGAGCUGUGGAGUCUCCUCCAAGACCCAACAGACCUCUCAAGAAAAGUGCCCCCGGAGCGGUUCAACAUCGAGGGUUUCUACCACCCAGACGGCGAGUAUCAUGGAACAACCAACUCACCCAAGGCCUACUGGCUGGAUCAAGACCACCGCGUAUUUGACGCGGCCUUCUUCAAUAUUACACCCAAGGAGGCCGAGGCUGUCGACCCCCAGCAGCGGAUGCUCCUGGAGGUCGUCUACGAAGCGCUCGAGUCUGCCGGCUACACCCUGCAGCAAUAUGCCGGCGAGAACGUGGCCGUCUUCGCCGGUAUCAUGACGGCCGACUACGACACCCUCUCGCAGCGAGACGACAUCACGGCCAGCCAAUACUACGCGACCGGCAAUGCCCGCUCCAUCAUCUCCAACCGCAUCUCGUACUUCUUCAACUUCAACGGGCCGUCCAUGACCAUCGACACGGCCUGCUCCUCGAGCCUCGUCGCCCUCCACCAGGCCGUGCUGAGCCUCCGGUCCGGCGAGUCGGUCAUGGCGUGCGUCACGGGCGCCAACCUGAUGAUCACGCCCGAGCAGUUCAUCGUCGAGUCCAGCCUGCACAUGCUCAGCCCCACCGGCCACUGCCGCAUGUGGGACGCCGACGCCGACGGCUACGCCCGCGGCGAGGGCGUCGCCGCCCUGCUCCUCAAGCCCCUGAGCCGCGCCCUGGCCGACGGUGACCGCAUCGAGGGCAUCAUUCGCGAGACGGGCGUCAAUUCCGACGGUCGCACCAAGGGCAUCACCAUGCCCAACCCCGAGGCCCAGGCCCGCCUGAUCAGGGAUACCUAUCGGAAGACGGGGCUUGAUUCGAGGAAUCAGGAAGACAGGUGUCAGUAUUUCGAGGCACAUGGGACGGGAACCCAUGCCGGCGACCCGAGGGAGGCCGCCGCCAUCGAAGACGCCUUCUUUGGCCAGUAUGCAACCCAAUCGGCGGCCAUUGAGAGCCAGACCAAACCGACGGUCGAGGGAUCCACCGGGCGCCAAGACGACACCGAUUCAUCCGAAGUUGCUGCCGAAUCAGAGCCGCCGCUUCUCGUCGGAUCCGUCAAGACGGUGAUUGGCCACACCGAGGGCGCAGCCGGAUUGGCCGGGGUGCUCAAGGUGGUACAGGCCAUGCGCCACGGCGCCGUGCCGCCGAACCUCCACCUUCAGAGGCUGAACCCCAGCGUGGAGCCGUUCUACUCCAACCUCCGCAUCGCCACCGAGGUCCUGCCCUGGCCGGCACCGCAGGGCGGGCAGCCGCGGCGCGCGAGCGUCAACUCGUUCGGGUUCGGCGGAACGAACUCGCACGCCAUCGUCGAGCAGUACAACCCGGACAUUCACAAUGCCGUCGCAAGGGCGUUCAGUCCGACCCUGUCGCUGACCCCGAGAAUCCAAACCAUCCGCAGCGAACCAGACGGCCCGCCAAUCGCCCUGCCCCUGCUUCUAUCCGCCAACUCUCAGAAGUCACUAUUCGCCGUCGCGCAGUCCUACCGCGACCUCCUCGCCCGGGACGACUCCCUCCCGCACGACAAGCUAGCCUGGCACGCCUACGCCCACCGCACAGCCCUGCCCUUCAAGGUCGCCGUGUCGGGAUCCUCGACCGCCGAGCUGGCACAAAACCUCGACUCGCUCCUCGACAAGGCGCGCCAGGCCCCGGCCCUCGGGAUCCGCUCCCGCUCGCGCACCGCCGACGAGGCCCGCGCGCGGAUCCUCGGCAUCUUCACGGGCCAGGGCGCGCAGUGGGCGACCAUGUCGCGGGGCCUGCUGCUACUCCCUGGCGGCGUGUACCGCGACGCCAUCCGGUCCCUCGACGCGACUCUACAGAGCUGCCCGCACCCUCCGCCGUGGACGCUCGAGCGCCUGAUCCUGGCUGCUGCUGACGACGAGGCGGGGGGAGUCGACGCGGCGGCCGUGGCGCAGCCGCUGUGUACGGCGGUGCAGAUCGGGCUGGUGGACCUGCUGCGCAGCGUCGGGGUCGGGUUCCACGCCGUGGUGGGCCACUCGUCGGGCGAGAUCGGCGCCGCGUAUGCGGCCGGGAGGAUCUCGGCGCGGGACGCGAUGCUUGUGUCGUACUACCGCGGCAUGUACGCGCACCUGGCCGGCGGCCGGGAUGGGCGGAAGGGUGGAAUGCUCGCUGUGGGUAUGUCGAAGCAUGAGGCGGCGGAGCUGUGCGCUAGGGAGGAGUACGGCGGGCGGAUUUGUGUUGCGGCUAGCAAUGCGCCGUCGAGCGUCACGCUGUCAGGUGAUCUUGAUGUUCUUCACAGGGUUAGGGAUGAGCUAGUCGAGCAGAAAAGGUUUGCGAGGAUGCUCAUGGUCGAUACUGCCUACCACUCGCCGCAUAUGGAUCAUCCGGCAGCGAAGUAUGUCGAGACCCUCAAGACCAGCAAGGUGUCGCCCAUGAAGAAGGGCAACGGCACCAUCUGGGUGUCCAGCGUCUACGGAGCCGGCGAGCCCGGCUACAAGGAGCUUGGGGCGUCGUACUGGAAGGAUAACAUGGUCCGGCCUGUCCUCUUCCACGAAGCAGUCACGACCGCUCUCACUGAAUGUGGCCCCUUCGACUUCGCCAUCGAGGUCGGACCCCACCCGGCACUGAAGGGCCCAGCUACGCAGACAAUGAAGGCGACAAGCGAUGGGCGGAUCGUGCCUUAUUCGGGACUGCUAGACAGGAAAAAGGAGGAUGGGCAUGCCUUCUCUGACUUCCUGGGCAUGAUGUGGACGCACCUUGGACCAAGCUCAAUUCUACUCCAGAACUAUAUUCAGGGCUCGUCGGGGUCCGGUCCACUCGAGGGCUUGCCGUCAUAUCCCUGGGACCACUCCCAGGUGCACUACAAGGAGUCGAGGAUCUCCCGACAAUACCACUUCAGAACCCAUGCGCCGCACGAGCUGCUCGGUAUCCGGACGAGGGACGACAACCAGUACGAGCUCCGGUGGCGCAACAUCCUCAGGCUGGACAAGGUCCCGUGGAUCGCGCAUCACAGGUUCCAAGGCCAAGCCUUGCUGCCCGCAUCGGCCUAUUGCGUCAUGGCUCUAGAUGCGGCGAGGGUGGUGCUAGCCGGCCGCGCCGCCUCGGUGGUCGAGCUGGAAGACAUGGAAUUCAUGAGCGGCAUCGUCAUCGAGCCCGAGUCCGAGGGCGUCGAGGUCCUCUUCUCCCUGUCUAUUGUGCAAGCUCCUCACCAGAGGGGUCCGCAGCAGUCCAUCGAGGCCUUGUUUACUAUCACGUCCGCCUAUGCCGACGGCAACUCGCCCAUGAAGCAGAACUUUGCGGGCCGACUGCGGAUUGUCCUAGGGGAGCCUGCUCCACAGGCACUUCCCUCACGAGCCCCGGAUCCGGUGGAGACCUUGACGGUCAGCACGGACGGGUUCUACCAUAUGAUGUCCGAGAUUGGGCUCGACUACUCGGGUCCGUUCAGGGCGAUUGAGACUAUUGACCGGCGGUUCAACUUCUCCUCGGCGGUGCUGAAGAAGCGCCACGUGCAGGACACGACACAGCUGAGCAUCAGCCCCGCGACGCUCGACUCUUGUUUCCAGUCCGCUUUUGCGACGUUGUCGUCUCCAGGUGACGGGGCCCUGUGGACUUCGUUCCUCCCCAAGUCCAUCGAGCGAGUCAGGUUCAACCUGGCCAUCUGCGAUUCGAAGCCCAAUGAUGAUGCUGUGCUCAACGUUGAAGCUCACUUGACCAACUUCAAGCCCUUGACGAAGGACUCUGCUGCCAACUUUUCCGGGGAUAUGUGCAUCUUCAACGAGGCCGGCGAGAUGGAGAUCCAGGUCGAGGGGCUAAUUGUGGCCUCUUUCGCCGCGACCAAGCCCGAGAACGACUACGAGCUUUACCUGACGACGGUGAUGGACGUCGACCCCGAGGACGAGAUUAUCUCCGCACAGGUUCUGGACCUCAGUGCUCCCAGCCCCAUGCUGGUCGAAAGCUGUGAGAGGGUCGCGUCGUUUUACCUUGACAAGGCAUCGCGCCAAUCAAACCAUUCACCCCCACCUUCACCUCAGUUGUCUUCAUUCUCCCGCGAUCCCCUGCACUCAUUGCGGCCAGUUAAAUCGGGCGGUCGCUGGCCUGGGGAUACGUCCGAAGUGCUCGACAUCUUCAUCCAAGACUCGCCGUACGCCGCCACCCUGGAGUUUGUCCGUUCCCUUGGAGAGAACCUGCCCGAUGCCCUUCCAGGCAUGCUCCCGACAUUGAUCGAAGAGGCGCACCAGCUCGUCGGGCUGCAGAGUCACAUCUCCCGCGUUGCCAAGCAGGUCGCGCAUCGGUAUCCGAGGAUGAACAUCCUGGGAUUGACCGACCCAGAGCUGGGUCUCACGAGGCCUAUUCUUUCGGCUCUGAAGAAUUCCUUCCUGUCCUACACGGUGGGGUCCGCAGCGGAGAAGGCCCUGGUCGACCGCCUUCCGAUGCUUGAUGCCCAGCGCAAGAAGAUCAUCCUAGACGAAGCAGAUCUCGACGACAAGCUCGAGGAAGACCAUGUGCAGAGCCCGCAGUACGACCUCGCUCUCGUCUCCACGUCGCUGGUGGCCAAGAGCCAGAACACCCGCGCCAUGCUUAAGAAGCUGAGGCAGAGAAUGAAGGCCGGCGGCUUCCUCGUGCUGGUCCACGUCUCGCGGAGCAGCCUCAAGGAACGUAUUCGGAGGUGCGCGGGCUUCAGGCCCGACCCGGAGGACAUGUUCACGCCGCCGGACUGGCCUGACGUCCUCGACGAGUGCGGGUUCGGCCACGCCAUGAAGAAUUCGUACCAGAGCUUCCCGCCCGGCUUCUCUCUCAUCGUCCGGCAGGCCGAGUCCGAGCUGAAACAACACGCCCUGCAGCCUCUGGCGUAUCCUGGCGGCGCAGAGUUUACAAGUCGCCUCCUGAUUGUAGGCGGCAAGCACGAAGAGACUGCCCGGAUAGCAACCGAGACUUGCCAGCGACUCUCGUCUCGCUGCGCCGAUAUCACUGUAGCACAGACCCUGGACGAUAUCGACCAGACGGAAUUGGCGUCCUUCAGCGCCGCGAUCUUCCUCAACGACUUGGAUGAGCCCGUCUUGUCUGAGAUGACGGAAAGCAGGCUAGAGAUACUGAAAUCUCUGAUCAAGCCGGAGAUGACCAUCCUCUGGAUCACCUGCGGGGCAAGAUUCGACAAUCCAGAGCACGCAGCCUCCUUCGGCUUCGCCCGGACAAUGCUGGCGGAGACCCCCAGCCUCGUCCUGCGGAUGCUGGAUCUCGAGUCCCUGGGCGACUCGUCGGGCGUCAUCUGCGACGAAUUUGCUCGCCUAGCUACGAGCGGUGACGUCGCCGUGCAAGCCAAGGACGGAGCCGUUCUCUGGUCUCACGAGCCGGAGGUCCACAUCCAAGGCGGCAGCCGACUCGUCCCGCGCGUCCUACCGUGGACUGAUGCAAACAACCGUGUCAACGCCUCGCGGAGAGUGGUUUCGGAGACAGUGAAUACCCUAGAGCGCCCCGUCGAGAUUGCCUCGUCCCAGUCCGGAGACGGCUCGGCGCGCUAUGAUGCCAGGCUCGACCCCGUCGACCCACGCCUCCACGAGGCCGUUGCGGAGAGGGCUACCGUCCAGGUCGACUACAGCUCGGUGGACGUCCUCAAUCUAGGCUGGGCGUACUCUGCCCACAUCUGCGUCGGGCGCAAUGUCGACACUGGAGAGACUCUGGCCGUCCUGUCAAAGUCCAAUUCGUCGAUUGUUGCCGUUCCAGCGGCUUGCGCGAAGACCAUCGCUUCGCCGGACUACCCGGGCUUCCUCGGCCUACUAUUGAGAUACCUGACGAGUCUGACGAUUGCGGAGAACCUGCGCGACAAAUCCGUCCUGCUUAUCGAACCGGACGAGCUGUUCCUCGAGUGCGCCGAAGAGGUCCUCUCCAGCCAGGGGUCAACCCUCCGCAUCUGCGUGGUGGAUGGUGGCAAGCGCGCAGGAGGUGACCCACGAACCCACCUGCUGCAUCCGAACUCGUCGAGCCGGGAGAUCAGGGCGCUGUUUCCCCCUGACGGAGCCUACGUCUUCGACUUCCUGCCCGAGGGCAGCAGGCUAUCCGAGCUGCUCGUAGACUCGCUGCCGGACAACUGCGAAUACCACUCGCGGUACUCGCUCCUCACCUCGGACCACCUCAACACGCUUGAGGACGCGUCGGGCGUCGAGCACAUCUGGGAGCUCGGCAUCAACCUGGCGCUGCAGAGGACGACGGCAUCAUCGGGAAGCUCGCUGCCGAGCCUGCCCCUCCUCGCCGUCCCCGACUUGCUAGACGCCACCCAGCCGACGCAGCCGUUCCAGGUGCUCGACUGGAGGAAGGAGCGAAACGUACAGCACGUGAUCAAGCCGCUAGUCGAGACCCAGCUCUUCCGGCCGUACAAGACGUACGUCCUCGCUGGUCUGACGCGCGACCUGGGCCACAGCCUGUGCAGACUGCUAGCCGACCACGGCGCCCGCCACAUCGUGCUAGCCAGCCGCAACCCGAACCGGACGCCGCGGUGGCGGGACGAGCUCGGUCGGCGCGGGGUCGACGUGCGCAUCGAGGCCCUAGACGUGACGAGCCGCGAGGACGUGCUGCGGUUCCGCGACGCGCUGGCCGAGACGAUGCCGCCGGUGGCGGGGGUUGUCAACGGCGCCAUGGUCCUCGAGGACAGGGUGUUUGCGCAGAUGACGCUCGACACCCUCGGCCGCGUCAUGCGACCCAAGACAGCCGGGUCGCGCAACCUGGACGAGGCGUUCGACUCCCCCGACAUGGAGUUCUUCAUCAUGACCUCGUCGUUUGCCGCCGUCGGAGGCCACGCGGGGCAGUCUAAUUACGCGGCCGCCAAUAUGUACAUGAACGGCCUAGCCACCUCCCGCCGCCGCCGCGGCCUCCCCGGCUCGGCGCUCAACAUAGGCGUGAUCUACGGCCUCGGGUUCCUGCACCGCGAGCGCGACGAGCUGUACACGGGCCUCGAGCGCGAGGGAUACCCGCCCGUGUCGGAGCGCGACAUCCACCACAUGUUCCUCGAGGCCGUCGUGGCUGGCCGGCCAAACACGCACUCGGCUGCGGCGGGCGCCGUCGAGGACAUCACCACGGGCCUGCGCCGCUACCGCGUCGACGACCCCAGCCCGCUGCACUGGCACCGCGACCCGCGCUUCUCGCACUACACGCGCGAAGACGACGAAAAUGCCGACAAUGGAGAUGGCAACGGCGCCGCCGCCGCGGGAGCGGAAAACGGCGCCCCGGGCGCGGUGCGGCAGCUCCUCGACGCGGCGCCGACGGCGCGGGAGGCGGCGGCGGCGCUGACGACCGCGAUGGCGAGGCGGCUUGAGGGGAUGCUUCGCCUGCCCCCGGGGGGCGUGGGCCCGGACAGCGCGGUGGCCGAGCUGGGCGUCGACUCGCUCGCCGCCGUGGAGGUGCGGUCGUGGAUCUGGGCUGCUGCCGGGAGGGAUGUGGCUGUCAUGAAGAUUUUGGGGGCGAGGAGUAUUGGUUUGCUCUGUGAAGAGAUUGCGGAAGCCAUCGUCCAGUCGAGGACCGAAGGUGGCGACAAGCAGGCGGAUUCGGCUGAUAGCGACGCCGACGUUUCGGUGGUCGGCGGGUCGGCGACCUCUCCAUCGUCGGGCGGGGCGGAUUCUUCGGCGCGGUCGGUGGCUCGCUCGGAGUAGUUGAGCGGUUUCCUAUGCUAGGCAUGUUGAUGGCGCGAUGUGUUUGGUGUCUGUUAUUUUUCUUUCUUUUUUUCCUUUCCCUCCUUUUACAUCUUGUGUUCGGCGCAGGUGUUGGGAAUUUGUUUGUUUAUGACGGGAGACAGGGAGAUGAGAUUUAUCUCGGGUCAGGACUACAUAGUACCCGACUAAGUUUGCGAGGCUCUCUAGCUGGUACAUACGUACACACACCUAACCCCUAGG